Papaver somniferum (opium poppy) is the source of this 1169-nucleotide messenger RNA. RefSeq lists its product as uncharacterized. The record is from RefSeq and is a predicted model, not a curated record. The coding region runs from base 237 to 833 and encodes 198 amino acids. NCBI's taxonomy places the organism in Eukaryota, Viridiplantae, Streptophyta, Magnoliopsida, Ranunculales, Papaveraceae. The transcript has 6 exons.
GAGGCCGUUGUUUUAAGGGAUAUCCUCUUCUUCCCCUACACAACUUCGAGUCAUCAACAAUAGAAAAUAUUUCCUCAUUUUGGAUUCCUUAACUGAAAGCUUAAUGAUAAAAAGUAGUAAAAAACAAUGAAUACGCAGAACAGGUGGUGGAACCUUAGGAAAGCUCAAUUUGCUGUAACUCUAGGGUUUUAAAUACAACGUUAUUGAACCCUGAAAAAAUACUAACAACAUUAGAAAUGGCGAGCGAAAUUAGAGAUGAAGAGGAGAUGAAUAUAAUACAGUCUCAACGUCCGAGUGAUUCAACAUUAAAGAAACUUAGAUCAAGUGCAGAUCCUGUUUUGAUUGUUUGUAAUUGUUUCAGUUUUAUUACAGCUUUAACUGCUAUUCUUUGUAUCUUGGUCAAUGUUCUUUCUGCUAUCACAUCUUUCAAGGAUGGAUCUAUAUUUGAUGGGAUAUUUCGUUGUUAUGCUGUUGGGAUUACUGUUUUUGUUGUACUUGCUGAGACUGAAUGGGGUUGGUUUUUCAAGUACUGGAGAGUAUUGGAGUUUUGGGCUGGUAGAGGAAUGCUACAAAUAUUUGUUGCUGUGAUGACAAGAGCCUUUCCUGAUGUCACUGGGAAGAGGAAAGAAUUAGUACUUCUUCAUGAUAUAUCAAGUUAUCUACUUCUUGCUUGCGGUGCAACCUAUGUUAUCUCGGGUUUACUCUGCAUUGGGUCUUUGAAACGUGAACGCCAACGAAAAGAAACUACAAGAGAACAAGCAAUUAAGGAUUUGGAGGAAAUGGAGCGUCGUAGAGAGGAACUCGAGGCAUUGCUACUUAUGGAUAGCCCAUGAGGCAUUAACUUAUAAAAAUCAAGCAGCUGGAACGUACACUUCGGUUGCUCAAGCUGGUGUUUGCCUGUUCGGGACUUUUUUUGCUCAGUCUUUCGUGCUUAUUAUUGAUUAGGUUGAGGUGGUGUUUUCAACAGUAAGGGAGGAACAGUUUUUCUUCUUUGUAAAUACUUGCUCAUUAUCAACAUAAAUAACAAUCUAUAUGAUCUACGAAUUACAAGUGCUAUUUUAGUUUCGCCAAUUAUAGCAGAAUUAAGAUGUCCUUAAACACCCUUUCUUUCUUUUUUCCACAGGAUGUAUUUUAUAUAUGACCAAGACAAUCUAACACCAACUUACCAA